Pomacea canaliculata is the source of this 4610-nucleotide messenger RNA. RefSeq names its product neurofascin-like. Lineage: Eukaryota; Metazoa; Mollusca; Gastropoda; Architaenioglossa; Ampullariidae. The coding region runs from base 360 to 2432 and encodes 690 amino acids. The record is from RefSeq and is a predicted model, not a curated record. The transcript is spliced from 14 exons.
UGCGGCGUGACGGAGAAAAAGUACUGCAGCGCUACGUUGUGCAUCAGGUGUUUUUUGGUGCACGGCUUGACAACAUGCAAUGGAUGUGCUGUAGGGUGUGUAGUUCGCCCCUUUCAUUCUCAUCUUUACCAUUUUUGUGCCUUGACACGUCUGGAAGUGGUCAGUGGCAGGUGUCAAUGAUCGUCUGCCACAGUGCCAGCCAAGCCAACGUCUGGUGCUGUCUCGUCGCGUCGUCUGUGUCAGCCAGCAUUGAUACAGACAUUAAACUGCCUGACAGAUGUGAAGAACCAAUGGCUGUACUGCAGCUUGGUGAAAGAACGAAACCAUUCUUUUAACAGCUGCUGGAGGGAAGGAGAGCAAUGGCUGGUAUCUUGCUGAUCCUUAAUAUUCUGUCAUUGGCAAUGUUUGUCAUGACACAGCGUGAUGACAUUCGAAAACCUCCAACUAUCUUGUAUCCACGAAUUCCAGAGCAGAGGGUUUAUCAAGUAAAUCAGAGAGUUGUGCUGAAUUGCUCUGCAAGUGGAAUUCCUGAGCCAACGUAUGAAUGGCGGUGGAAUAACAGGCCCAUCAUAACUGACAAGAUGAAGAUGAACUUUGAUCCUUUUAAGGGUGUGCUAGUUAUUCCUCAGAUUACUCUGUCAGAGGAGGGGAUAUUCAUCUGUUACGCCACCACUCGUUUUCCUGGUCCUGGCCAGCAACAAGCAGUAGCAGUUUCAGCAGAGCUGGAAGUCCGUGUUGCUCGUAUUGAGGAUUUCCAAGGAACUUCGAAGACAUUUCAUGCACUGGAGGGAGACUAUUUAAAAAUUCCUUGUGAUGACAAGCCUCUCACCUAUGGACAUACAACUUUCAAAUGGUACAUAAUACGGAAUCAGGAAAAUCAUGAGAUCACCAAGAAUGCACGCAUAUUCAUCGACCAGAAAGGCACACUGCAUUUUGCAUAUGUGCUCAAGUCAGAUGAAAACUUGGGCAGCAAUUCCUACAGGUGUGGGUUGUCUAACACUCUUGGAUCAGUCAUCAAACUAGGUUCACUGAAGUGGCUUUCUGUCCGAAAGUUGAUUCCAAUACCUGAAAGAAAGCCUUUUUUGAGUUCCAUCACUUCUGGACCAUCUUUGACAGUUCUCCGCAAUGGAGUGGCUAAAUUAGAGUGCAUAUUUGGUGGCUACACAGCUAGCCAGACUCUGUCGGAAACAGUACCUAAAAUAACUUGGUUUGUCAAUAACUUUAACCAUGUUGUGGAAGGGGAUCGAUAUGCUAUCAGCGACAUGGGACGAACUUUAACUAUCAGUAACAUCACGGAGCACGAUGAAAAAGCCUACUUUUGCCGAGGGACCAAUGCUCUUGGCAGCUUUGAUGGAAAGAUAAUGCUCAAUGUCACAUCUCCCCCAAUCUUUGUGCACCCCCUGAAGGCUGCAACUGUGAUUGAGGGGCAGAAUGCUGAAUUAAAGUGUGUAACACGAUCAGCUUUUGGUGAAAACCCCCCAGAAACCCCUCUCUGGUACAGAAAUGGAAAACUUAUAGACUCUGGCUAUGAUCCAAACAAGUAUCAGUUUAACAGCAAUAGAACUAUUCUGACCAUCAAGCAAGCAAUAAAGUCAAUGGACAUUGCAUGUUACCAGUGCUCUGUUACAAACAGCAUUGGCAGAGUGUUUGAUGAUUCUUGUCUUAAUGUUAUUUUGCCAAUCACUGUACUUGUCCAACCCAGUCUGGAACAAAACAUUCAGAAAGGAGACAUGGUCAAUCUAACUGUAGUGGCUGCAACUGACCCGCUCCUUUCCUUGACCUAUCAGUGGUUGUUCCAAGGCAGAGUAUAUGAAAUGGAAGACGCUCCUCCCUAUGUAAGCUAUGACUUUGUGAACAAGCUUGCAUUCAUCAACACAUCUGCACUGACAGAUGAAGAGUAUUCCUCCAUCAGAGGGACCUACAGAAGGAAAAUUUUCCAUGAGCAUGAAACAGUAUUCAUUGAUGUCAUUGUAAAUCUGGAUGAUUUUGUGCCUGAACCAAGUCCUGUGGCAUUAGGGGGAACCGAUUACUGGAUUAUCGGCCUGGUCAUUGGAAUUUUGGUCAUCUUGAUGAUGAUUAUUCUUAUAUUUAUAAUAUGCCGCCAGAAAACAUUAGAAGGGACUUAUCAAGUGGACAAGAAAGAAACGGCUGCUGGGUUAGAUCCUGAAAAAGAACUGCUCAAUUCAGGUUUUCAUGAGCUUUCAAGGGCAGAGGACAGCAGUGAUUAUACAGAUUCCACAGAGAAAAAGCCACUUGGUAGCAUUGAGUUUGGUGACCUCGCUGUUGGAGAGGAUGAUGAAAGUUUCUCAGAGUAUGGGGAAGAGACAACACGUUUCAAUGAGGAUGGCUCAUUCAUCGGCAUUUACAGCCCAGAUGUCAGUAAUGAUCAAAAACCAUCUCCAGCAUACCUGAUUGAAGAAUCAAAUGUGUGAACACGAACACAUAAAGCUCGUGAGAUACAAGAAAGUAUUAUUUGCAGCCUUUAUGGAGAGAAAUUUUACGAAAGGAGCAGAAAAUGUUACAGUGGUUGGAUUGUGGAGUUACUGAACAUUGAUGGUGCUACUGAGGUAUAAUGCCCUCACAACUGUUGUGUUUGUGAAAAUUCAUUGAGACACAAGUGAUCAUUGGUUAUCUCUCACUAGGAAAGAAGUGUUAGUAGAUAAACAAUGACAGGAAGACAUAGUGUCAGAUUUGUAUUUAGCUGUCAGAAACAUUAACAUUUUUACUUACAUGACAGUUUUAGUAUUACAAGAAUUAUGUCCCAAUCUUUACUGUCAGGAGAGUUACAGUGCCUGUCAUAUUUGUUGUUGGUAGUUGGAGGAAGAUUCAUGUCUUUAGCUUAGAUCUGACUUCAUAUCUUCAUAUGAGAUAAAUAUUUAUCUAUUGUCUGUAAAUAUGGCUUGUUGCUAGCUUGGUUCUCUUGCUGGACAGAGAGAUGUUAAGGAGUGGAAAAUAUUUCAUUUGAAGCCCAAAUGUUUUGUUCAUACAAGCUGUUGUUCUUAUUAUAUUUUGAAUAUGUAAUUUAGAAAUGUGUAAAAAAAAUAUAUUGCAUGUGAAAACUCCAUCCAUCAUUUUAUGCUUUACAGAUUGUAUCUGUGAAGUCGGUGGAGUGUGUGUUAGGAGAGGGUGACUUGAAAAUGAGCUGUUACGGGGAGCACAAAAAGAAACAGCUCUGCCUUUCUAGAAAAUCGUCGUAUUAUAGCCUGUCAUUGAAUGCAUGCAUGUGUGUGCGUACAUAUACAGAAGCAAGUAGGCUCAGAAUAGUCUUGGCAGCUGUGCCAUAAUUGUUGAAUACAUUUCAUUCCAAAUGACUUUCAUUAGUUGUCAUUGUUGUAUACUCUUGAGCUUCAUGUUAAGUUCAUGAGAGGCCAUCACUCUAUACCAAGUAGUUCAUGGUUAGCCUUACUGACUCUAUUGUCAAAAUCACUAGUCAGACCAAUGCACCAUUAAAAAGUUGGGGUAUUUUUUUUCAUUUGUGAGUUGUUGAAUGUGUAUUUGCUACCAGUAUUUACAUACCCUAAAGGUGCCUGACCAGUUGACUGGUUAUGCAAUUGUUUGGGAUUUUUUCCUUGUGAUGCAAUAAUCUUCAUAUAGUGGGUUUACAAUAUGACAGCAUUAAUCUCUUGGUGCUUUGUACAGUUUCUGAAGGAAAAGAUUGUGAUCUGACGACCAAGUGUAAGGAUAUUACAUUUGAAGACUAUGCCAUUUUAUUAUUGGCAUUCAUUAUGUGUAGCCCAUAGUUUUUUGCAUGUAUCAAUAACUUUUUGAACUUAACAUUUGUGACACUGACAGGGUUAUUUCAAGGGAAAUGUCUGCAUGGGACAAGAAGAAUCAAAGUUUAUUAUGUAAAUGUAAUUUUGUUAACAGAUCUGCCUGAACUGCCAAAAUCAUGCUAGUGUCUGUUGUAGUUUGGCUGUUUCUGUGAAGUUUUCAACAGACACCUAUGAAAUAUUUGUGUUUAUUUACAGUUUAAACAUUUUUUAUGUAAAGUACAUUACUGUGUUUAUUCAGUAUACACAUGUUGCUCCAAGAAUUUUUUUUUGGUUCCCCGAAGGAAAUGAAUAUUCUAUGUUACAUUCUCUAUACAUUAUUCCAGAGCUGCUUCCAUUGCAACAAUGUAGCAAACAUAUCAAACAAAAUAUUCACACUAUUUUAUUACACAAUUUCAUGCUCAUUUUUCAUCUGUUAUAUUAAAUUAAUUUCAACACUCUACUUGAGUACUGAAUAUAUGUACAAUCAGAUUUUGUAAGAUUCACUCCUGACUCAUUAGAUAUGUUCAGUGAUCAAUUCAAAAUUAUAAAGCUUUAUUCAUUUUUAUUUGAAUGUUUUUCAUAUUGUUUUCUGGCAUUCUUGUUACAGUUGGCACUUUCUUGGAAAUUCUUGAGUAGGACAUGCAGUUCUAUGCCAAACAUAAAUUUGUCCAUAAAUGCCAAAGAAUAAACAAAUGCUGCAGAAAGCAAGAAAUGAACUGAUCGAAACCGUUUUUGUUGUUAUUCAGUUUAAUAUUUACUGUUUAUGAUAUUUCACUAUACAUGUAUUCCUGAGAACUGCAGAACUAUGUGUAUGUCUCUUAUUUGUUCAAUGUAUAUUAAAAUGAUAAUCAGGAGUGA